Platichthys flesus (European flounder) is the source of this 6121-nucleotide messenger RNA. RefSeq names its product PH domain leucine-rich repeat-containing protein phosphatase 1-like. Lineage: Eukaryota; Metazoa; Chordata; Actinopteri; Pleuronectiformes; Pleuronectidae. The record is from RefSeq and is a predicted model, not a curated record. The transcript has 17 exons. Bases 293 to 5452 code for a protein of 1719 amino acids. Gene Ontology annotation, molecular function: protein binding.
GACCGUCGCUCUCUCUCCGGGUAGUUCAGCAGCGGCGGCGCCUUCUCAGCGUCGACCCUCCGCAGAGAGCGAAUAGAUACGAAAACAGCCAUUUUUCCACGGGUCGAGCCGCCGGUCAGCUCCCGUGUGAGAGCUACCGGGCUCGGGGUGACACGGGAUGAUGUAGCGGAGAAACUCUUCUGGAAGAACUGCGCAGCACAUUAGCAUGCUAGGCUAACGCGGAGGAGAAACUAGCCGGGGAGCUAACGACGGCUAACGUUCACCUGCGGGCUGCUGCCGCCCGAACGACGGGAUGGAAAGUGCGAAGGAAAGCGGCUCAGGGGCGGCGUCCACCGCGCCCGAGCCGCAGGGGAUGGUCGAUUCGGCCAGUGACACUAGCUCCGGGAAGCCCGGUGGAUUGACGCCGCUAUCCGCCGGGAAGAGACCCUCCAUCGGGGAGGAUGACGGAGGCGGCGCAGAGGCGAAACUCUUCGGGAAGGGACUCGCGGCCACCUCCCUCCUCCAGAUCGCGAUCAGGAACGGGAUCUACCAGAACCAGGUGGCCAACGCGAUCGGUGGUGCGGCCAAAUCGAUGACGAUGCCCGCGGUGAAAACAGCCAACAUCUACAGCCUGACGUCCGCCGGCAGCAGCACUUCUGUCAACUCGCUGCUGAGCCGGAGGCGGCAGCGGCACAAGCGGAACCUGUCGCUGGGCGCGCCGCCGACCAGCAGCGGCUCGGCCGGGGCGUCCUCCGCGGAGGCGCCCGGUCCCGCUCCCUCCGCCUCGCCGCUGAGCACCCUCAGCCUGGACAGGAGGACGUUUCUCCGGCAGAAGCAGUCCAAGCAGCUCCAGGCCUCGGACAAGACCUGGGUGAGAUCGGACCUCCGGCGGGGCUGCGUUCACAUCCACGACUGGCUCACGCCCUCCUACCCGCGCCCGGUGCUGUGCACAUCGGACACCACGGCCAAGGAGGUGGCCUGUAGGCUGGAGGGGAGCAAAGCCGGAGCGGUGCUGAGGAUUAACUGCAAAACCUCCGCUUUAGUUGAUUUGAAUGACAACUGUAAAGAAAGUGCCGAGAACCUCCAGGAGCCGGUGGAGGUGCGGAUCCUCCGGGAUGAGACCGAGCACAUGAGACGUUACUUCCCCGAUUCCAAACCUCUGGAGGAUAAACCCGCCAGUAACUCUUCCUCUGAGGUGUACCUGGAGGAGGUCGGGCUGGAGCUGAACCUCAGUGUGGCGGACUGCUAUGGGCUCUACUCCGGCUCGGACAUGGAGGGCAGCACCUGUGAGGACCUCAGCCCGGGGGGCCCCAGGAGCACCGAGCACCGGGACUCCCUGAGCGACGGCCUGGGUCUGGGCACCGACUCCUCCGUGCUGAGCCUGAACUGUGACAGCGCCCCGGAGGGUCCCGACCCCUUCGAGAGCUCCUCGGAUGACCUGGAUCUCGCCUCCUCUCCCACACACUCACCCGGGGACUCUGCCGCAGACCAGCAGGGGGACCCGGCCUCUGCUGCAGACCCCUCCGGUGCUCCAGUGACCAGACCGGACCACAGUGAAACUGCACCAGGGGAUAAUACAGACCCCCCACAGCUCAUUCAACCCCCCUCCAAGUGCCCCAGCAGCUCCCAGUCCAGGCCCCUGACCAGCCAGGCCUCUGUGCAGCCGGACCCGGAGACCCCCGGGGGGAGCAGGGCAUGGCCGGAGCCCACUAACACCAGUCCCACCCCGGCCCUCUUCGUGCAGCUGCACGGGGGAGCGGUGCGGCGGCUGCGGGACGAGGAGCGGCCUCUGCAGAUCUUAAACCAGUACCUGUCGGAUCUGGGCUAUGAGGACUCGUGCAGGGUGCAGGAGGAGGGCAUGAACCCAGAGAUCGGCUGCCUCAUUCGGUUCUACUUUGGUAAGCCUCGCAGCGUGGGCGGCUCUGAGCGCGUGCAGCUCUCGGGGGUGUUCAACGUUCGGAAAGGGAAGCUGGCGCUGCCGGUGAACCGCUGGUCGAAGCGCCAGGUCACGCUGAGCGGAACCUGCCUCAUCGUCUCGUCUGUGAAACACGCCCACACGGGCAAGAUGCACAUCCUCCCGCUCAUCGGAGGAAAGGUGGAGGAGGUGAGGAGACACAGUCACUGUCUGGCGUUCAGCUCCUCUGGGCCUCAGAGUCAGACGUACUACAUCAGCUACGACUCGUACACAGAGCAUCUCCGCUGGCACAGAGCGGCCUCCAAGACUGCGUCGCAGAGGGUGAACUCAGUCGACCUGUCGUGCUGCAGCCUGGAGGAGCUGCCUGCUCAGCUGUUCUACAGCCAGGACCUCACCCACCUCAAUCUCAAAAACAACUUCAUGUCCCCCCACAAAGGAGUUCCAGCACUCACCAGGUUCUGUAAACUGAGAAGCCUCAGUCUGUCAAACAACUCUCUGUGCGAGUUUCCUCCGGCCUUGUGUGACAUCACCUCGCUCACCGAGCUCAACUUGUCUGGAAACCGUCUGUCGUCACUGCCUGCCGAAGUGGGGACCAUGCACAACCUGCAGACGCUCCUCCUGGACAGUAACCUCCUGAGCUCCCUGCCCCCGGAGCUGGGCUCUCUGGAGAGCCUGACCUACCUCGGCUUAUCCUUCAACUGCUUCGUCUGUGUCCCGGCCGUCCUGGAGAACCUCAGAGGCAUGGAGAGACUCUGCCUGGCAGGGAACCAGCUCUCUGUCCUGGACCUGGUGGGACUGCAGUGGCUGCCUGCUCACCACAUAGAUCUGAGAUUAAACCAGCUUCAGAAGGUGACAGUGGGAGACCCGGAGCAUCUGGUCCACAUCGUCCAGCUGGACCUGAGGGACACUGGUCUACAGGAGCUGGAUGUCAGCGCCCUCUGCAGGCUGGAGCUCCUCCGCUGUGACAGAAACGCUCUGUCCCUCCUCAGAGUCAGUGGCCACGCCCUCAAGAGCCUGCACGCCGCACAUAACGAGCUGAAGCAGCUGGAGGUUCAACCUGUUCCAGAGAAUCUGACGGUCCUGGAUUUGUCCUGGAACAAGCUGGAGUGUGUUCCUGACUGGGUGUGUGAGAGCAGCCGACUGGAGGUGCUGGACAUCAGUCACAACUCUGUAACCGAGCUGCCCAUACGGCUGCUGUCCAGUGUGAGCUUGAGGAAGCUGCUGUCGGGCUGGAACCAAGUGUGUCGACUGGCUGAGAGGCUGGAGAGGUCGCAGCUCGAGGUCCUCGACCUCCAGCACAACUUUCUGACCGAGCUGCCACACAACCUGUUCAUGAAAGCACAGAGCUUGCGAAAUCUAAACGUGUCGGCCAACAAGCUGGAGAACCUGCCUGCAGCCAGCCUAUCAGAGGACAGCUACAGCAGCCUUGAGGAGCUCUACGUGACCAAUAACAGCCUGACAGACAAGUGUGUCCCUCUCCUGCCGGGACACGGCGCCCUCAGGGUGCUUCACCUCGCCUACAACCAGCUGCAGACCUUCACUGCCAGUAAACUGGCCCGACUGGAGCAGCUGGAGGAGCUCGACCUGAGCGGCAACAGACUGAGGGCCGUGCCCACCACCAUCCUGAGCUGUCAGCGCCUGCACACGCUGUCCGCCCACUCCAACUGCAUCAACGCCUUCCCCGAGGUCCUGCAGCUGCCGGAGAUCAAGUGUGUGGACCUGAGCUGCAACGAGCUGACCGAGGUGACUCUGCCCGAGACGCUUCCUCCGAAGCUUCAGGAGCUGGACCUCACGGGAAACCCCCGCCUCAACCUGGACCACAAAAGCCUGGAGCUGCUGAACAAUAUCCGAUGUUUCCGAGUCGACCCGUCUCCUUCGGCCACGUGUGUGAGCGAGAGCCACCGGGCCCCGGCCGUCUGGAGCCACGGCUACACUGAGGCCUCAGGGGCCAAAAACAAGUUGUGUGUCGCUGCUCUGGCUCUCGACGGCUUCUGUGGGAUCCGCGAGGCUCUGUACGGAGUGUUUGACGGCGACAGGAACGUGGAGGUGCCCUACCUGCUGCAGUGCACCAUGGGAGACGUGCUGGCCGAGGAGCUUCACAGGAGCCAGAGGCAGGACGACUACAUGACCAACACUUUCCUCACCAUGCAAAGGAAGCUGGGCACGGCCGGGCAGAGGAUGGGCGGCUCGGCGGCGCUGUGCCACAUCAGACACGACCCGGUGGCUCCCGGCGAGCACGGCGGCUGCUUCACCCUGAAGGCCGCCAACGUGGGCCGGUGUCAGGCCGUGUUGUGUCGAGACGGCAAAGCUCUGCGUCUGUCCACCGCACACAGCGUCACAGAGGAGGCGGAGCUUCAGAGGGUUCGAACGCACAACGCCGUCAUCACAGAGGAUAACAAGGUCAGUGGUGUAACGGACUCCACCAGGAUCAUGGGUUACUCCUUCCUGUGCCCGUCUGUGACCCCCCGACCGCACGUCUCCACCGUGACGCUCACCCCACAGGACGAGUUCUUUGUCCUGGGCAGCCGGGGGUUGUGGGACAUGUUGUCUCCCAGCGAGGCGGUGGAGGCGGUCAGGAAUGUGCCGGACGCUCUGGCAGCUGCUAAGAAGCUGGUGACUCUGGCUCAGAGCUCCGGCUGCUCCGACAGCCUCAGCGCCGUCGUGGUCCAGCUCAGCAUCACCGAGGACUGCUGCUGCUUCUGUGAGCCGCCGCCCCCGCCCCCCAGCCCCGGCCUGGGCGCACACGCCGGCACACACCAGUACUCAGCGAGCGGGGACGGGGCCAUACCGCCGGCCUCCUCGGGGACAGUGAGCGAGCUGAGCAGUGAGUUCAGCACGUCCGAGAUGAGCAGCGAGGUGGGAUCCACGGCGUCGUCAGAGGAGCCGCCGCCGCAGGCCGAGCCCCCGACCUCCCACCUCAACCUGCCGGGGCGGGCCGGCGGUCGGAGACCCGCCUGCGGGGGAGGGAGCUUCCAGAGGCAGUUCUCUGGAGCGCUGUCUGACAACGGCCUGGACAGCGAGGACGAGGAGCCAAUCGCAGGCGUCUUCUCUAACGGCAGCCGGGUGGAGGUGGAGGCCGACGUCCACUGUCUGCACCCCCCCGACAGCCCAGCAACGCAAACACACGCUCACGCUCAGCCAAGCACAAACCUCCAUCCUGCUGUGGCCUCGCUUCACGAGCCUUCCCCGUCUCCCCUCUCCUCCCAGUCUCCCUCCCCCGUCCCUCCCUCCUCCCCCGGCCUCAGCAGAGAGGCUCGCUCCGGGACUCUGGGCCGAAGGACUCGAGCUAACGGCUCAGUCGCCUGCCAAGGGAGGAACCAGGACCUCAUCGAGGAGGCCGGCGACGCCCCCGUCAGGAAACAGGGGGGCUACUUCAACGCACCCGCCCAGCCGGACCCCGACGACCAGCUCAUCAUCCCCCCCGAGCUGGAGGAGGAGGUGCGGCAGAUCAUCCAGCAGCAGCAGCAGCAGCAGCAGCAACAGCAACAGAUGCAGACGCACAACCAGCAAACGCACAACUUCCAGAAGCCUGCAGACUACUUCGUCACACCACUCUAACGCCUCUUCUCCUCCUCAGCCGCCCCCCCCCCCCCCCCCCCCCCCCCCCAUCACAGAGCGACAGGGACGGAGAACGAGGAGUCGGGCGGUCGGGGACGACGCUCCCUCCUGAAGCCUCACUUUCCUGAUCCUGGACCAGAGACUGUGUUUCCUUACAGUUUCUGUUAUUGACUUUAUUUCCGACUGUUAACUCUACGGCCCUUGAAAUGCAAUGCAAUUUUUUAUAACACUUUAAGUUGAUUAAAUCAUCAUGUAAUGACUUUUACCAUAUCUUUAAUUUGAAGAAGCACUUCUUAUUAGAGAUGACUUCUAUGUUAAAUGGUACUUUGAGAUUUGGACCAUGAUGUUUUUGUGUCGGCCGCGACGGCCUCAGAUGUCGGAGUUAGUAAAACUGUUUAAUUAACUCUCAGGAGUUUAAACUUUAAAGUGACCUCGUCACUGUACUAAUGUUCUCUGAGAGAAAAGACCAUAAGGUUUUCCAGGUUUGUGUUUUUAGGGGUUGGGGGUGUUCGGAGUUCAGAGUGGUGCUGCAGUGGUGAGUGGAUGCUGAUCAGUUUCAUACCAGCUCGAUACCUGUUCCCAGAACAGUUUCAGUCUCUUUGCGAUGGCAAAUCGUACAAGAGAGCUACUUUUGCUAUGUAAUAAAUUAAAGUUUUCAGAUAACCACAA